Sinocyclocheilus anshuiensis is the source of this 2193-nucleotide messenger RNA. Its product is annotated as glutathione S-transferase omega-1-like. Lineage: Eukaryota; Metazoa; Chordata; Actinopteri; Cypriniformes; Cyprinidae. The record is from RefSeq and is a predicted model, not a curated record. Gene Ontology annotation, biological process: glutathione metabolic process. Gene Ontology annotation, molecular function: glutathione transferase activity; glutathione dehydrogenase (ascorbate) activity. Gene Ontology annotation, cellular component: cytoplasm. The transcript is spliced from 7 exons. The coding region runs from base 160 to 882 and encodes 240 amino acids.
GUAAGAGGAGGAGUCAUUAUCUUCAGCCACACCUAUUCUUCCAUAAAAACUCAACUUUCUAGCUAACGUUUACUUCAGUCAGGUCAGCCGGUUCAACAGGCUUACCAUCGAUCGUUUCAUUUCCUCCUUUAAGAUCUUCUUUAAGUGAACACUCUGAUAAUGGCUCCAUCUCCAAAAUGCCACGGAAAAGCAUGUCCUGCUCCCGGACCAGUGCCGAAUGGUCUUAUUCGCCUCUACAGCAUGAGAUUUUGUCCAUUUGCUCAGAGAGCAAGACUGGUGCUCACUGCCAAGGGAGUUAAACAUGAAAUUAUCAACAUCAAUUUGAAGGAUAAGCCUGAUUGGUUUCUGGAGAAGAAUCCUUCAGGGACAGUGCCAGUAUUGGAAACCUCAAGUGGUCAGGUGAUCUACGAGUCGCCAAUCACCUGCGAGUACUUGGAUGAGACCUACCCUGAGAAGAGACUGCUCCCAUCUGACCCAUUUGAGAGGGCCCAACAGAGAAUGCUGCUGGAUCAUUAUUCAAAGGUGAUUCCAUACUUCUAUAAGAUCUCUAUGGGCAAGAAAAGAGGAGAGGAUGUCUCAGCAGCUGAAGUAGAAUUUACAGAAAAAGUCUCCCAACUACAUGAGUAUCUGGCGAAAAAGAAGACCAAAUAUUUUGGGGGCGAUUCAAUCACAAUGAUCGACUACUUGAUCUGGCCAUGGUUUGAGAGGGCAGAGAUGAUGGGCGUAAAGCAUUGUUUGGCCAACACCCCUGAGUUAAGGAAGUGGAUUGAAUGCAUGUUCGAGGAUCCAGUGGUCAAAGCCACCAUGUUCAACACAGAGGAUCACAAAGUGUUCUUCAACACCUACAUGGACGGAAACCCUAAUUAUGAUCAUGGUUUAUAGAGUAAAAUAACUCUUUUCUUAGUCUAAAUAUUUUUUAUACCGAAUUUAUAGCCAGUUGUGCUUUUAAGCCUCAGACCUUAGACUAGAUCCCAGAAGGCCAUGUAAAAAUGGCUACAAUGGGUAUAUUACCAUGUCUGUCUUUCAUACAUGAAUAUAAAUAAACCAAACAUACAUAAUAUAAACAUUAUAUUUUGGACAAAUCUUAUAUCCUUGUGUUUAUUCCUUUAAUGACUUAUCUUUCCAGUAGGUCAUGGGGUUGAUUUCCAGAGAAAUCAAGAACUUAUAAAACAUAAAUGUGUACCUUGAAUGCAGUGUAACUUGCUUUGGAUAAAAGCUUUUGCCAAAUGCAUAAAUGUAAAUAUAAAUCUCUCUAUAUAUAACCAGUUUCCUCUUUGGUCACAAGUGAAAUGCUACUGAGCCAUGCACUGCAUGUCAUGGGGCUGCACAACAAUAUUGCUUCCUGGGAGGGGAAACUGCACAACUGCAUACUGCAUAAAAGUUUGUUUAGUGCAUCUCUGUUUAAAAAAAAAAUCCAAGACAAAGACUACAAAGAGUAAAACCAGUGCAAACUACAGAAAAGAUAAAAAAGCCCUUUUCAAACCUGUGAAACAGCUUCUGCUUGGGCCUGUACAUGCCACUGUGCACCAUUUCUUUAGAUGUGCUUGCUGCUCAUACAUUGUUUAGGCAUUUCAACAAUCACUUGUGUUGACAUACAAGAUCAAAACUGAUAAUACUGCUAAAUACUCUGAUAAUGUUACAUAAUUUAAACUCUUAACAUGAUAUUACAUCAUUUGCAAUAACUUAUGGUUCAAAGAUCCUGAAUCAGCUGCCAGAAUGAUGAUAGCAAGUGGGUGUUUCUUCAACCAUGUGCACUUUUAGCCCUGUGGACUUUAGGAAAAUAAACUUUCUUAAAAUCCUAUUAUUUUAUAGCAGCAACGUCAUUUCAGUCACAUCUCAAAUUAUGUAUUGUGUUUGGUAACAUUCUGUGGUGGAAAUUUCAUUUUAAACUUUUUUUUUUUUUUCAGAAAAUCUUUGUCUUGCUAAGGACAAUUUCACAGCAAGCAUUUUAGAUAUUUUAAAUACAUACUUGAUUUAAAUUAUUUCAUAAACAACAUUACAGCUGAUGCAUGAUAAAAAUAACUGUUAUUAGGUGAUAUUUACCUUGAUUUUCUUCACACAUUACAUCUUAUUUCAACUCCAGCAUGCUCUACACUGGCACUGUCCCCUUGGUAAAAACAAACAAACAAACAGUAACUUUUGCAAUAAACUGUAUUAUUAUUAUUUUUAUUAUUAGAUGCAAAGUUUGUUUAU